AUGGCGGGUUUAGAUUUAGGCACUGCUUCUCGUUAUAUUCAUCAUCAGCUCCACCGUUCUGACUUGCAACUCCCAAGCAGUCAACCUGAAAACAACCAACACCACCAUCAGCUUUUCUCUGACACCUUUCAACACCACCAGCAUCAUCAGGAGGAUGAUGAUGACAAGGGUGUUGACUUGAUCUCUCCUAACUCCGGCGGUGGUGGUGGUGGUGGACCAGGCGACAUAGUUGGGCGACGCCCGAGAGGCCGUCCGCCAGGAUCAAAGAAUAAGCCGAAGCCACCUGUCAUUAUCACAAGAGAGAGUGCCAACACACUCAGAGCUCACAUAUUGGAAAUCGGUAACGGAUAUGAUAUUUUUGAGUCGGUAGCAACUUAUGCACGACGGAGGCAACGUGGGAUCUGCAUAUUGUCUGGAAGCGGCACCGUGACUAAUGUUAGUCUCCGGCAGCCGUCUGCAGCUGGGUCAGUAAUAGCCCUCCAAGGUCGGUUUGAGAUCUUGUCGCUCUCCGGUUCUUUCUUGCCUCCACCAGCACCACCAGGAGCCACCAGCUUGACGAUAUUCUUGGCCGGCGGUCAGGGACAAGUGGUUGGUGGGAACGUGGUGGGAGAGUUGACCGCCGCAGGGCCAGUCAUCGUUAUUGCUUCUUCCUUUACAAAUGUCGCCUAUGAGAGAUUACCUCUAGAGGAAGAGGAAACGCCGGUUGAUGGGCUUCAGAUUCAACCACCAACUUCUCAGACAGACGGUGGCGGGAUUAACAAUAACAAUCCCUAUCCAGACCCAUCUUCUGGGCUACCAUUCUUCAACCUACCGAUGAGCAUGCCUCCAAAUGUUCAGUUACCGGUGGAUGGAUGGGCUGCAGGAAGCAAUUCAGCCGGACGCUCCAACAACAAUAAUCCAUUCUGAUUUGGAUCGGAUCAUUGAGUACCCGUUUGUUUAUUUAGAUCUGGUUAGAUGUAGCUUCAUUUGGAUCAUAAACAAAGGUCAGUAAGAAUCUGUGCAACAAGUUAAUAUUCUCCCGUGUUCUCUUGUAAUGUUCGAGGGUUUCCAUUUUCUCUUUUUAAUUUUUCUUAAUUUGGGUGUCUUUUUUGUUUCCUUGUUUUCAUGAAAAUAGUUUCGCUGUGUUCAUCCUCAA
Molecule: messenger RNA, 1135 nt
Organism: Cynara cardunculus var. scolymus (artichoke)
Lineage: Eukaryota; Viridiplantae; Streptophyta; Magnoliopsida; Asterales; Asteraceae
Product: AT-hook motif nuclear-localized protein 23
Exons: 1
Coding region: 1-906 (301 amino acids)
Cellular component (GO): nucleus
Molecular function (GO): minor groove of adenine-thymine-rich DNA binding; DNA-binding transcription factor activity
Source: RefSeq, a predicted model, not a curated record